This is a messenger RNA of Penaeus monodon (black tiger shrimp), 1673 nucleotides long. RefSeq names its product 2-oxoglutarate and iron-dependent oxygenase domain-containing protein 2-like. The record is from RefSeq and is a predicted model, not a curated record. NCBI's taxonomy places the organism in Eukaryota, Metazoa, Arthropoda, Malacostraca, Decapoda, Penaeidae. Gene Ontology annotation, molecular function: L-ascorbic acid binding; oxidoreductase activity, acting on paired donors, with incorporation or reduction of molecular oxygen; iron ion binding.
GUUAUCAUUACCGUGUCAGUUAUGAAAUAUAAUCAUCGCCAGCCUGUCAACCUGUGAUUAAUCAUCAUCAAUCUAACAAGCACAUCGUCACCCCGACAGAAAAACAAAAGAGUAUAGUAAUAUGCAUCACUCACCUCAGAUUUUUUGUAGCACUGAUAACACACUGAGAAUGCAGUUUUACAUGUGCGGAUGCUUCUUCAGUGCCAACCUAUUCAUCAAGGAAUACAAAAUGCAUGUCACCUUUAAUGGAAGAGACCAAUUCUUAAGGGAGUAUGGAGAGAUCCUGCAGGCAAAAGGUUGCAGCAAUCCUGAAGAUCUUGUUCAGGAGUUAGAGGAGGAAGUCUUACAGCGACAGAAGUUGCAGGAGGAAAGUUGGAGGCGGCGGCAGCUGGUGGCCAGCCAAUACACGCAGCUCAAUCCAAACAUCUUUACUUUGCAGGCAUCUUUCUUGGAUCCCAAGUUCCAGGAAUUGGUUUGUUUAGCUCAAGAGGCCAGCCAGGACAGCAAUGCAAUAAUCAGCCAAAUGCAGAGUCACCAGAGUCGCAUCUACUCCUUUCCUGUCUUCACCCAUGAGUUUUGCCAUCAGUUGCUGCAGGAAGUUGUCAACUUCGAAGAAUCACCUCUUCCUAAAGGACGUCCCAAUACCAUGAACCAGUAUGGGAUCAACCUGGGAGAGCUGGGUUUUGAUGACUUCAUCACCAGACUCCGUGAGGAUUAUUUAAGCCACUUGACACAGCUCUUGUAUCCUGAUUGGGGUGGAGAUACCCUAGACUCGCACAAGGCAUUCAUUGUCACUUACAAGGAGGGAAUGGAUGUAGAACUUGGGUAUCACUACGAUAAUGCAGAAGUACAAUUUAAUCAUAUGGAUGCGGUCAUCUCGUGUGCGGAACCGUCUGUGCCCCAUGUGCGAUCGAGAACCCUCACUGGUGCCUGUGAAGAAUGGCUUUGGCGAUGGAUUCACCACCAAGACUGUGGAUGUUUGCAGUACUAGUUAGUCAGCCAAAGGUAUACAUUGUUUAGACAUGUAUGCUGAAUAUGUUUGCUCCAGCAUUUCAUUAAAAGAGUAUAUACAUAACACAUUUAAACCUUUGGCUUCUGUAUUACAGUCAUGUAUCUAUGUCUUUCUUCAUUUUUAAGGUACUGUAAAUAUGGGACUUGGUUUUACUCUUGGCUAUGCCUGUCAUUCAAAUUGGCAUUAGUAACUGUGAUAGUUAUGUUAUAACAGUUUCCACAUGUUGCUUAUCAAUAUAGCAGACUUUGCAGACGACUUGUUUCCAGGGAAUUCAAGUGAUGCAGGGAUUGGACUGAUGGUGAAGAACUAGGGAUGCAAAUUACUAAACCACAAAGCAGUGCUUCUUAUGAAGUGUCACAGUUUAUGUGUCUUUUGAAUCAUAAAUCAUAUUUAUAGCAUUCAACUCCUCAUAUGAAAGGAGAGGGAGACAUUUUGUGAGGAACUGGGUUUUUGGGAUAGAUUAUUGUUACCUAAUUUGUAGUGCAGAUUGAUUCUGUUUUAUUUAUAUUUCAUACCAUGCAUUGUAUGUCCACAUGUUACUGUGGUUAAAACUGUGUGCCUUUCAAGUUGACAUUCAGGUUGAUAAUUAAUGUCAUUCCCAAUAGUAUUUUCUAGUCAGAAUUUGCAUAUUAUGAAUCAUAUAUAAAAUAUACAUUGUUAU